AUGGCGUCAUUUGAAGACUACGACGAGUUCGGAAACUAUAUUGGGGCGGACCUCGACUCGGACGAGGAGGACAUCCAGCAGGAUGACUUUGCCCAGCAGCCACAGCAGCCCGCGCCAUUGGAGGGGUUCGACGACGAGCCAAUGCAGGAGGCGGGCGAGGGAGCGUUGAUGGAGGUUAACGAACCAGUGCACAACGCCGUCAUUCUACAUGAAGACAAACAGUACUAUCCUACUGCCUCGCAAGUGUAUGGCCAGGAUGUGGAAACACUAGUGCAAGAGGAGGACGCGCAACCGUUGACAGAACCCAUCAUUGCACCGGUCAAAGUGCGCAAGUGGAACAUCGAGGAGAAGGAUAUGCCAGAGACGCGCUUCGACAAAGGAUUCAUGCUCAAUAUGCUUGCAUUUCCUGAGAUGACCCGCAACGUUGCUGUAGUCGGUCACUUGCACCAUGGCAAGACCGCGCUCAUGGACAUGCUCGUCUUCGAGACGCACAAGCUGGUAUGGGACUCGGACAAGCCGUUGAGGUAUACGGAUACCCACCACCUAUCGCGCGAGCGUCUCAUCUCUGUCAAGUCCACACCAAUGUCCCUCGUCUUGCAAAACACGGCUGGAAAGUCGCACCUAAUCCAUCUUAUUGAUACGCCCGGACAUGUCAACUUUAUGGACGAAGUGGCGUCAGCUAUGCGGUUAGUAGACGGCAUCGUUUUGGUCGUGGACGUUGUUGAGGGCAUGAUGAUCAACACAGAACAUAUAAUCCGUCAUGCGUUGCAAGAGAACAUCAAAAUCACGCUCGUCGUGAACAAAAUCGACCGUCUUGUUCUUGAACUUCGCAUACCGCCCGCAGACGCGUACUACAAAAUCAAGCAUACCAUUGAAGAAAUCAAUACCUUCAUCAGUGGCAUUGAUCCGGACCCUGCUCACCGCGUCAGCCCCGAGAACGGCAAUGUCGCGUUCGCCAGCACGGACAUGGGCUGGUGUUUCACACUACGCUCGUUUGCCGAGAUGUACGCGGAGACAUACGGUCCUAUGGACACGGCCUCUUUCGCUGACCGUCUCUGGGGUGACAUCUACUUCAACAAGGAAACGCGCAAGUUCACACGCAAGGCCGCGGACCCUGAGUCGCGCCGUUCCUUCGUCGAGUUCGUCCUCGAACCGCUAUAUAAACUCUACAGCCAUGUGAUCAGCGAGGAUACCGAACAGCUAAGGGAAACGCUCGAUAGCUUGAAUAUUUUUCUCAAGCCGGUCAUGUACAAGAUGGAUGUACGCCCGUUGCUGAAGGCCGUGAUGGACCAGUUCUUUGGGCCGUCGACUGGUCUUGUUGACAUGAUUGUCGACCACAUACCCAACCCCAUUCAGGCUGCUGAGGAGAAGGUUGAGCGAACAUACUCUGGCCCGAUGUCGUCCGACCUCGUGCAGUCGAUGAAGUCCGUUAACGCCGAAGGACCGGUGAUGGUGAACGUCACGAAGCUCUACCAGACCACGGAUGCACAGUCUUUCCGCGCGCUUGGUCGCGUAUACAGCGGCACUCUCAAGAAGGGCGCGAGCAUCAAGGUGCUUGGAGAAGGAUAUUCUCCCGAAGACGAGGAGGACAUGAUGAAGGUGACCGUUGAGGAUCUGUGGGUAGCCGAGUCCAGAUAUUUCGUCCCUGUUGACGAAGUUCCUGCCGGUAACUUGGCCUUGAUAGGCGGAGUCGACGCUUCAAUCAUGAAAACUGCUACUCUGGCGUCCGUCGACAUUGAGGAGGACCUCUACAUCUUUAGGCCAAUCAAGCACAUGACGGAGUCUGUGUUGAAGAUCGCCAUCGAGCCCGUCGCACCAUCUGAGUUGCCGAAGAUGUUGUCUGGUCUCCGGAGUAUCAAUAAGUCGUACCCGCUCGUCUCUACCAAGGUAGAGGAGAGCGGCGAGCAUGUCCUCAUCGGCACUGGCGAGCUCUACUUGGACUGUGUCAUGCACGAUCUGAGGAGACUGUUCUCGGAGAUUGAGAUCAAGGUGUCAGACCCGGUGACGAAGUUCGCGGAGACGGUAUUGGAGACGAGCGCGUUGAAGUGCUACGCCGACACGCCGAACAAGAAAAACCGACUGACUAUGAUCGCCGAGCCGCUCGAGCGAGGUAUCGCAGAGGAUAUCGAGUCCGGUCGCGUCAACAUGCGCAUGACGCCAAAGGACCGCGGCAAAUUCUUCCAAGAGAAGUACCAAUGGGACCUGCUCGCUUCGCGCUCCAUCUGGGCGUUCGGUCCAGAAGAAUCCGGCCCGAAUAUCUUGCUCGACGAUACACUGCCUUCGUCCGUCGACAAGAAGCUGCUCGGGACCGUCAAAGAGCAUAUCAAGCAAGGCUUCCAGUGGGGCGCACGCGAAGGGCCAUUAUGCGACGAGCCUAUGCGAAAUGUCAAGUUCCGUAUACUCGACGCAAGUCUGGCACAAGAGCCUAUAUUCCGUGGCGGAGGGCAGAUUGUGCCGACUGCUCGUCGCGUGUGCUACUCGUCGUUCCUUAUGGCUACUCCGAGGUUGAUGGAACCCGUCUACUUCGUGGAAGUGCAGGCACCAGCUGACUGCAUAUCUGCCGUGUACACCGUCCUAGCGCGCCGGCGUGGACACGUCACUCAGGACAUUCCCAAGGCGGGCUCGCCACUGUACACCGUGAAAGCGCUCAUCCCGGUCAUCGACGCAAACGGGUUUGAAACGGAUCUGAGGACAGCCACGCAGGGCCAAGCAUUCUGUCUGCAAGUGUUUGACCACUGGUCGAUCGUACCUGGCGAUCCCACGGACACCAGUAUCAAGCUGCGUCCACUUGAGCCGGCGUCGGGUCAGGCGCUUGCCCGCGAUCUUGUGCUCAAGACGCGUCGGAGGAAGGGUCUGGGUGAUCAGAUCUCCGUGUCGAAAUAUCUCGACGAUGAGUUUGUGCUCGCUCUUUCGGCGUCGGGACACGCGGACUUGCUCGGGUAG
Molecule: messenger RNA, 2943 nt
Organism: Peniophora sp. CBMAI 1063
Lineage: Eukaryota; Fungi; Basidiomycota; Agaricomycetes; Russulales; Peniophoraceae
Source: the annotation of a GenBank genome assembly